This is a messenger RNA of Anoplopoma fimbria (sablefish), 2323 nucleotides long. RefSeq names its product transmembrane protein 127 (gene tmem127). The transcript is spliced from 3 exons. Bases 476 to 1195 code for a protein of 239 amino acids. The record is from RefSeq and is a predicted model, not a curated record. Lineage: Eukaryota; Metazoa; Chordata; Actinopteri; Perciformes; Anoplopomatidae. Gene Ontology annotation, cellular component: membrane. Gene Ontology annotation, biological process: negative regulation of TOR signaling; negative regulation of cell population proliferation.
GUGAACAAGGAAGUGGAUAUUUUACAGGAAGCCAGUGUAAGCUGCCUUUUGUUUUGUUUUGUCUUUGUUUUCUGUAUCGAGUUGGUGGCCAUUUUCAUCUAAAUAGUUUGCUAGAUUAGUAAAUAGUUUGUCGUCCUUCUGAUUUGUUUCCAUUGAGUUUAUUUCUUUAAAGACAUUUGGCGUUAGCUGUGAACGAGCUUCUCGCGCUAACAACAGAGCUAACAGGCCCGGAGGCCAUCAGUCUAUUGUCUGCCGUGAGUCCAGAUACGUGACCCUGUUUGUACCGAGCAGCUGGUUUACAGGUCAGCCGUCGUUUAGGAAACAUUAGGAACAACAGUGAGCAAAGCGCCCGGGCCGCUGUCACCCGUCAAUCCGCCAGGCGACGUUAGCUGUACCGGCUAGCUUCUGUGGGCCGGCCAAUAACGUCACUGAACAUUAAGGGAACCGACACCCAAACAAUCGACGGGGAGCCUGAAUGACCAUGUAUGCCCCGCCGGGAUCCGCUGUCCCUGGAGGUCGGAGGAGGAGAGGAGGCACCUCCCUGCCCAAGCAGCCGGAGCGGAGCCUGGUGUCAGCUCUGCCCGGAGCUCUGUCCAUCACGGCGCUGUGCACGGCUCUGGCAGAACCGGCCUGGCUCCGGGUCCAUGGAGGCACCUGUCCGAGGCAAGAGCUGGGGGUGGCAGACGUCCUGGGGUACAUUGACCCCAAGCUUCUGGACGAUUACUGUGUGAAUCCACAGACCAUCUUGCUGAUGAGGGUGAUCGCUGCCUUCUGUUUCCUGGGCAUCCUGUGCAGUCUGAUUGCUUUCCUCUUGGAUGUGUUUGGACCCAAACACCCUGCCCUAAAAAUCACACGCAGAUAUGCAUUUGCACAUAUUCUCACAGUGUUGCAGUGUGCCACCGUCAUAGGCUUCUGCUACUGGGCCUCGGAGCUCAUCUUGUCACUUCAGCAGCAACACAAAAAGUACCACGGCUCUCUCAUAUACGUCACUUUUGCCAUCAGUUUUUACCUGGUGGCAGGGGCAGGCGGAGCCUCUAUCCUCGCCACAGCUGCGAACCUGCUGCGCCAUUACCCCACCGAGGAGGAGGAGCAGGCUUUAGUGCUGCUCUCGGAGAUGGAGGACAGCAGUGAAACUUUUCCUGCUGACUAUGACAUUGCCAAUCAGUUCCAGCCACCACCUGCCUACACGCCCUAAAGCCGCCAGACUGGCCUUGUUCACCCUCGCUUCUUUCUCAGCACGGCUAUUGGCUUGAUGAGCAAACCCCACUCUAUUGAAUGGAUAUCUUCGCAAAUACUCUCCAUUAUGAACACAGCGUGCACAGGUAGUGCACAAACUCCUUGACUGACAGUGCUUGGGUGCAUGAAGGCUUUCUUUUGUGGUGGAAGACGUUUAGGAGAUAAUUCUUACUUUCACCACUGAAGUUGUUAGUGAUUUGCUUGUAAAUGGCUCUUAGGAAUUGGUUCUUACAUGUAAAGCAAAUGAAACUGCGAGGAGUGCUCAACAUGGCUCAUCAUAAGUAAUUGAUGAAACAGCUGCAGCCUGAUCAGUGCCAAUUGCAGUAUUGAGGCUGGGCUGUCAGCAGAUCGUCAGCCGUUGUUUCUGAAGCAUCAUUUUGUUAAAUUUUUUGCCGUGUGUAUGAUUUUAUUUUUCUGAUGCAUCAAAAAUGCAGACAUACACUAAGAAGAUUGUUUUGGACAUUUCUUUCAUAUAAAUUAUCAAAUGGACCUAACUAUUUAUUAUUUAGCCGUCUGUGCAGACUUUCUUUCUUUGGCUUGGCAGACACCUGCCACUGGUUUAGUCUUAGUUAAUCACAUUCUUACUUGAAAUAAGAAGAAAAUUGUAAAAAUGUGACCUGUCUUUGUGGUGUUUUAAAAAGGAUCAUGGCAUGUGUUGUGUGUGUUGGAGAGCUAGCAGCCACGGAGAAAUUCAGAAACAUGUCUUAUGGUUCACAAUAAGAGACAUUUAGUAACAGGAACUUCAAUGCAUAAGUUGGUCAUGUUUCUUGUAUUUGAUUUUUAAAAAGAAACCUUAUUUGUACUUUGUGAUGACCAUACGUAACCGUUUUAGUAUGUGUUUGUUUUAUGCAUGAGUUCUUUCGUGUGCAAAUUUUAAACCUUCGGGCAGAAUCGUAUGAAAACAUCUCGCAUAAGGUGCCAGCUGAGGCUUAAAAUUGUGAUUGAUCUGGUGAAUCUGGUUGGUUGUAUAUUGUUCUGUUUACUCAAUUUCUGCAUUUUUUCCCUCAAAUUGUCAUCAUAUACUUUCAUCACCAGUAUGUAAAUAUUGAUUGUUUCUACAUAAAAAAAGUGGUCAUAAUAAAGAUUA